Molecule: messenger RNA, 1023 nt
Organism: Hordeum vulgare subsp. vulgare (domesticated barley)
Lineage: Eukaryota; Viridiplantae; Streptophyta; Magnoliopsida; Poales; Poaceae
Exons: 4
Coding region: 1-792 (263 amino acids)
Source: RefSeq, a predicted model, not a curated record
AUGGGGUGGACACCACCGAUCUCGGCCAGGGAACGCAUCGGUGGAGUAGAAGAUGGGGUUGUCGGGCUGCUCGACGACGAGGAGAAAAGGAGGAGCCAGGGGCGCAGCUGUUCGUCAGCAAGCGUGGGUCCACCAAGAAGAAGCCUCCCGUCCCUCGCACUAAAAUUCACGAGCGACGACGAGACCAAAGGCGGAAUACCAGAAAGAGAUCGAUUCCCGAUAUCCGAUCAGGAGAAAAGUGAAUAUCUGGGCAACAGGAGCAGUGAUUUGUUGAACCUUGGCGGGCAGGGACCGGAGCAUGGAUCAGAUAACUGGUUCAACCAGCAGGCCGGCAAGGAGAUGAACAACGUCGGCGACGACCUCAAUAAUAUAUCGAACAGCAUCGGAGAUGGAGCCAAAUGGAUGGUCAACAAAAUCAAAGGGAAAAUGCAGAAACCAUUGCCUGAAUUCCUAAAGGAAUACGACCUUCCAAUGGGCCUCUUCCCACAAGACGCGACCAAUUAUGAAUUCGACGAGGAGACAAAGAAGCUCACGGUGUACAUGGCGUCCGCGUGCGAGGUCGGUUACAAGGAUUCAUCGGUGCUGCGCUUCUUCACCUGCGUCACCGGCAACCUGGACAAGAGGAAGCUGUCGGAGGUGGAGGGCAUCAAGACCAAGGUCCUCAUCUGGAUCAAGGUGACUGCCGUCAGGACGGAAGCCUCCAAGUUGCAUUUCUGUGUCAGCAUGAACAAGACCCGGGAUCGCGACGCCUACGAGCUUGUCAGGGAUGGUGUUUCCAUAGACAAGUUUUAGAUCAUACGGUGGCCCUGUUAAUUUCGACGCAACUCUGAGUGUGUGAAAAGCUUCCACCACUGUGAUGAUGUUGCUCCGUCUUUUUUUUUUUUUUGUUGCGACGAUGAUGUUGCUCCGUCUUGUGCGUAAGAGAAAAUUUAUUUAUUUAUUGCAGGAAAAACAGAUUUGUAAAUUAGUACUUAUUACUGUAUUAAGCAGCCAAUGGAAUUAACAAAAGAGUAUUUCUCGAUU